Cinara cedri is the source of this 1592-nucleotide messenger RNA. The record is from the annotation of a GenBank genome assembly. Lineage: Eukaryota; Metazoa; Arthropoda; Insecta; Hemiptera; Aphididae.
AGCAGCUGCAGUGUUUUUUAAUAAUAAUAUUUAAAUAAAGUGUUUUAACAAUAAACAUGAUUUUAUUAAUUUUAUUCGAACUAAUAUUAAACAAAUAUUAACAAAUAUUAAAAGUAUUCAAAAUCUAGUCUAUCCGGCUAUAUAAUAAAAUAAUGUAUUUUAUUUGUAUAUAAAACUGCAAUUUGACAAAAUGUUGCAACUGCAACUCAAUGAUUUUAAAAACCCCGAACUGGAACCAAUCACCGAUGUCAUUGCUAUGGCAUCUCAAAAGCCCCUAAGUACUUUUUUGGGUAAUACUUAAAAUAAAUUAAGUUUUAUUAGUUAACAAUUUAUAUAUUUAAAUUUAUUUUUUAGAGAUGUGGUAUCAAACAUUUUUAUGGGCAUUGUUCUCGUCUAGUAUCGUUCAUGCUGUAGCAGCAAUAAUUGCUUUUGCUACACUUCAUAAACAUAAUUUUGGAAAGUAAGAUAUAAAUUGUUAUAUAUUUUUUAUAUUUAUAUGUAUGUGAUGCUAAAUUUGACUUUUUAAUAAUAGGUUUUACAUUUCAAAUUUCAAGUAAAUUAAAGCUUGUAAUUUAUUAAUGAUGUUUUUAAAUUUUUAGUUGAGUAGAGGUUGAAGUUUUGAAAUUUAAAUUAAAAUAAUUUGUAUAAUACUUAAUAUAAAAGGGUAACAUAACCCUUAAAUAAUUUGAGCUCUUGUACAAUGUCAAACAAUUUUCAGUUGUGAUAUUGUUUUGAAGAUGCAAUUUAAAACUAUAUUUGAAUUACUUAUUUAUGUUUUAGGUUUUUUCCAUUAUUAAUUUUAUUAGUCGGAAUAUUUGCUCCACUUAGUUCUGGUGUUGUUAGUAGUGCUACUAUAGCAUUUGUCUAUCGAGAGUCUGGUAUACAAAUGCAACCGUUGUAUGCAAUGUUUUGGGGAGUUGGUCAAACAUUAUUGGCAGCUGCUGUUGGUUUCACAAGAAUAUUAGCUACGUUAUAAAAUAGUUUGGAAUUGAAAUUUAAUUUGUACAUAAUCUGUAAUUAUUCGUCAUUUCAUACUUGUCUUUGUAUCACAAUUUAUGAUAUAUCUUGUGUUUUAUAUAUACCUAUAAUAUUAAUAAAUAAGAUAUGUGAUACACUGAUAUAUAUAUAUAUUAUAUUAUAAUAUAAUCAUUGUUAAAAUAUGGUACAAAUAUUUAUUUUUUUAAUAUAUAAUUAAUUUGAAUAUAUAUAUAUAUAACAUAUAUUUUUAUCUUUACUAGUUUUGUAAUAAAUUGAGUACAAAAAACUAAUUUUUUAAAUAAAUACCUAGUUAAAGAAAAUCAUGUACAAUUAUUUUGUAGAUUAAUGUUAAGGUCCAGAAGAAGCCCUUAGGCAAAUUUUUUUUUUAAAUUUUAUGUAGAAAAGAUAAAAAUAUUUGCAUGUAACAUAUUACAUUAAUACACAAAAUCAAACAAUGUGUAACUGUAUAAGUCUAUAGUGAAGUAUAAUAGGUACACUCAAGAGAAAUUAUUUAGUGACAGUUUUAUUAAUCAAUUCUGUAUUAUGAAUUAACUGAUUAUUGAUUGGAGCUACAGAACAAUUUAUUUAAAUAUCAUUGAUACACAUUUGAUUGU